UAAAAAUAUAGUUUUCUCCUUCCACACUAGUGGAGAGUUUAGGGCAUUCAUUUCCCCCAAAAUUGGUUAACAUUCGAAGAUGGCCGUUGCUAAUAUGCAGAGAUUCGCCUCACGAAUCGCACGAAACCCUUCGAUUUUUUCAAUUACUCGAUCCUCCGCAUCCUCAUGUUCAUCCCGCACCGGCUCCGCCAAAGUCGCCGAUCGGAUCGUCAAGCUCUUCGCCGUUGACCCUGAGGGCUGUAAACGGGAGAUUAUUGGACUCUCGGGCCAAACUCUGCUCAAAGCUCUAACCAACCACGGGUUAAUCGACCCGGAUUCACAUCGCCUUGAAGACAUUGAUGCGUGCUCCUCCGAGUGUGAGGUGCACAUUGCUCAAGAAUGGCUCGAGAAGCUUCCAAAAGCUUCUUACGAUGAGCAGUAUGUGCUGAAGAGGAACUCUAGGGCUAGGGUUUUGAACAAGCAUUCUAGGUUGGGUUGUCAGGUGGUCCUCUCACCGGAGCUUCAAGGAAUGGUUGUGGCAAUUCCUGAGCCUAAGCCAUGGGAUAUCCCAUAAAAGGUGAAAUGAAUAUUUUUCUAUGUCUGUGAACUGGAAUUUUAGUGCUUUGAGUUAAUAAAAUGUGGAACUUAUGGUACUUGAUAGGCAAUUUCUGUCAAAAUUGUCUGAAAGUUGACAACUUUGUUCGUUUUAAAUGAAUACUUUCCCAAUUCCUGUAUGAGUUAUUUUAAUAUCAAUCUGUCUUUGGUGGUA
This is a messenger RNA of Solanum tuberosum (potato), 748 nucleotides long. Its product is annotated as putidaredoxin-like. The record is from RefSeq and is a predicted model, not a curated record. Gene Ontology annotation, cellular component: mitochondrion. Gene Ontology annotation, biological process: P450-containing electron transport chain. Gene Ontology annotation, molecular function: 2 iron, 2 sulfur cluster binding; electron transfer activity. Lineage: Eukaryota; Viridiplantae; Streptophyta; Magnoliopsida; Solanales; Solanaceae. The transcript has a single exon. Bases 80 to 553 code for a protein of 157 amino acids.